Messenger RNA from Ictidomys tridecemlineatus (thirteen-lined ground squirrel), 3585 nucleotides. It is a transcript of the gene Hepacam, whose product is annotated as hepatic and glial cell adhesion molecule. The record is from RefSeq and is a predicted model, not a curated record. NCBI's taxonomy places the organism in Eukaryota, Metazoa, Chordata, Mammalia, Rodentia, Sciuridae.
GGCUAGGUUGGGACACAAGGUCCAGCUGAGUGUGUGUUCCAGCCCAGUGCUCUCACAGAGCUCAGAUCCUCAUCUGCCCUGGGAGAGGGGCUCAGUGCAGACAAGCAAAAAUACUGCUGCUCCCCACUGCCGCGCCCCCCCACAAUGGAACCUGCACUGGAGAUUAUGUCCUAAGUAGAAACCCCCAUCCAAACUGGGGAUGUAGGGCCUGGAAACUAGAAAAUGCCAGGUCUGAGAGAGAGGAAAGAACAAGCCCAGCAAUACACAGAGCUCUGUGUAUUCAGAGGGAAGUUGGCAGGGUUGUGUUCGGGCAGAGAAACUCCGAGUGGUACAAAGGGACGUGCCCAGAGUGGAGAAAUCAUGCUAAUUGUCUGCACCAGAGCUGAAGAACGCCACCCAAAAUGAAGAGAGAAAGGGGAGCCCUGUCCAGCGCCUCCAGGGCCCUGCACCUCGCUCCUCUUGUCUACCUACUUCUGAUUCAGCCAGACCCCCUGGAGGGGGUGAACAUCACCAGCCCUGUGCGUCUGAUCCAUGGCACAGUGGGGAAGUCAGCGCUGCUUUCCGUGCAGUACAGCAGCACCAGCAGCGACAAGCCUGUAGUGAAGUGGCAACUGAAGCGGGACAAGCCUGUGACCGUGGUGCAGUCCAUUGGCACAGAGGUCAUUGGUACCCUACGGCCUGACUAUCGAGACCGGAUCCGGCUCUUUGAAAAUGGCUCCCUGCUUCUCAGUGACCUGCAGCUGGCUGAUGAGGGCACCUAUGAAGUGGAGAUCUCCAUCACUGAUGACACCUUCACCGGGGAGAAGACCAUCAACCUCACUGUCGACGUGCCCAUUUCAAGGCCACAGGUGUUAGUGGCUUCAACCACUGUGCUGGAGCUCAGUGAAGCCUUCACCCUGAACUGCUCCCACGAGAAUGGCACCAAGCCCAGCUACACCUGGCUGAAGGAUGGCAAGCCUCUCCUCAAUGACUCGAGAAUGCUCCUGUCCCCCGACCAGAAGGUGCUCACUAUCACCCGAGUGCUCAUGGAGGAUGACGACCUGUACAGCUGUGUGGUGGAGAACCCCAUCAGCCAGGUCCGCAGUCUGCCUGUCAAGAUCACCGUGUACAGAAGAAGCUCCCUGUAUAUCAUCUUGUCUACAGGCGGCAUCUUCCUCCUUGUGACAUUGGUGACAGUCUGUGCCUGCUGGAAACCUUCCAAAAAGUCUAGGAAGAAGAGGAAGUUGGAAAAGCAAAACUCCCUGGAAUACAUGGAUCAGAAUGAUGACCGCCUAAAACCAGAAGCAGACACCCUCCCACGAAGUGGAGAACAGGAACGGAAAAACCCCAUGGCCCUCUAUAUUCUGAAGGACAAGGACUCCCCGGAGCCCGAGGAGACUCCCUCUCCAGAGCCUCGGAGCGCGACAGAACCCGGCCCUCCGGGUUAUUCGGUGUCGCCUCCUGUGCCGGGCCGCUCGCCAGGGAUGCCCAUCCGCUCAGCCCGCCGCUACCCGCGCUCCCCAGCGCGCUCCCCGGCCGCGGGCCGAACACACUCGUCGCCACCGCGGGCUCCUAGCUCGCCGGGCCGCUCGCGCAGCGCCUCGCGCACUUUAAGGACUGCGGGAGUGCACAUAAUCCGCGAGCAAGACGAGUCCGGCCAGGUGGAGAUCAGCGCCUGAGCCCCCCAGGGACCUCGGCAACGCGUCCUGCCCCUGAAGCUUACUGCCUGGGGUGCGGGGCCGGGAAGCCCAGGUGCCCUGGGCCAGGGCAAAAGGGAAGGCUGGGCGGGGAGGCAGGUGUACUGGGUGCGGAGGUACGUGAGCAUGCGCAGAUGGGGGUUGGUCGGCGCAGAACGGGGAAGGUUGAUCUGAGGGUGAAACUCGGUUGCGUUUUCUCUGGAUUUACUGGCUGUGUUCUCAGUGGGUGUGAGUUGUGCCCUCUUAGGACCAUAUAGAUAAAUUACAUUUCUGGCCCAAUCCCCGAAAGGGUCUUAUGAAAACUAACAACAGUAACCUAACCCUCACGACUGUCCUGUGCUAUUUCUAGGGAGAUCUUUUGAUUUCCACCCACCUCCCUUUCCUCCAAAAGAGCGCCUGAAGGCGCGCUUUUUUUUUUUUCUUCCCAAAAUGCACGACAGUCCUUAAUUAAGAAGUCCGAUGGGGGGCAGGGAGUCUGAUGGUGGUUCCUGGUGUGUACAAGAGCAACUCCGAGCACGGAGGAAGCAUUGCAAAGGUAGCAUCUUAGAGCACGGCCUCUGGGUGCCUGAUUCCUGGGUCCCUGAAGUUGGUGAGGAAGAGUGGAGGAGUAUACUCCUUUGACCCCGGACCUGAGGCUUAGUAAAGGCAAAGCACUCAAGCCUCGCGUGCUUGGCCUCUUUCCAAACCUCCCUCAGCAGAAUGCCAUGCCAAACAUUCUUUCUGUUCUUGUUCAUGAAAAUAGGAGACGGGUGGGUUCAUUCCUAUAGAUAAGUACAUGCCCACUCCUCUGACCCAGUAGCUAUAUGAAGUGGGGUUUUUAACACUUCACACUCCGCCUUCUGCCUGACUUCGUUACAAAACAAGCCUUUCAAACAAUCAUCAUCCAGGAAGGUUCUUGAGCUCCCUCCAACUAUUAGAGAAUAAGAUUCUUAUCUACAGAAAAAAAAAAAAAAACGGGGCAGGGAGGAGGUGAGGAGGGGUGAAGAGGAGAAGCUUGUUGCUUCCCAGCAUGUCAGAGCAACAGCGAUCCAAUUCUUGUCCUGCCCUGCCUACCUGGCUCCCAGAUGCUCAGAUCCCAGUCACUGGACAAGACAAACCCCUUAAUCAUACUAACAUCUGAAUAUGGAGAAGCUGAGCCACUGUGUAGCCAGGCCGUGCCCAGGCCACUGCCUCUUAGAACCGUUUGAGAGAGAGAGACAAUAAUAAUCUAGUGUGUGAGGAGAGAAGACAGUGAAAAAGUUGAAAGAGAAGGAGGCAUUCUCCUGGGUAUUCCGCCUUCUCCUCCCUAACGACCCGAGGGGCUCUAGCGUCUUCUGCCCCUUCCAACUCCUAAAAUCCAGCUCUGACUCUCCACCAUCCCAGUCCCAAGACCCCUAUACCCAAGACCUUCACCCAGGGGCACACUUUGCCCUAGCCCCAAGGGCAAUAAGAUUUCUUGUUCCCCACUUCUCACCUCAACAAGGUUCCUCUUAGUUUCCUGUAUCUGUGCACUUCCCCAGGCUCAUGUGAGCAGGUGUAUCUUUGCAGCUUCCCUUAGCCAGAACCCAUCCCUUUACCUUCCCCAGUGCCUCAUCCAUCAUGAGAUAAUGCAUGUAGAGGAAAAUUGCUUAGGUAGGUGGGAAAUGCAAGACUUGAAGAAGCGGGUACCUGCUGGUCAGCCUUGAGACACAGGGAUGGAGGUUAGGAUGGGAUGAGAGCACACCACACCCUGGUGCUGAAUCCUUGAGGGGCCGGCUUGCCAGUCUCAAGCCAAAUCUGCCUUAAAUUGGGAGGGGGAUAAGUAAGGAAGUAUUUUUUGUUUGUUUGUUUUUGUGUUUGUGUUUUGUUUUGAUCUUCAUCUUUGUAUUACUAGCAUCUAGCAGAGUGCCUAGCACAUACUGGAUGCUCAAUAAACUUUUGAUGAAAUGAC